CAAACGUAUAGAAACCAAACAAGAUGAACUAUAUCCAAUUGGAAAAGUUGGGAGAGGGUACAUAUGCAACUGUGUACAAGGGACGGUCACGAAUGUCCAAUGAGACUGUGGCCUUGAAAGAGAUUCAUUUAGACGCAGAAGAAGGAACGCCAUCAACAGCAAUCAGAGAAAUCUCAUUAAUGAAAGAAUUACGACAUACAAAUAUCGUUCGAUUACACGAUGUCAUUCACACAGAAUCAAGAUUACUUCUCGUUUUCGAAUUUAUGGAACAAGAUUUGAAAAAGUAUAUGGAUAAUCAUGGAAACAAAGGAGCUCUUGAUCCUGCCACAAUUCGAUCAUUCAUGUUUCAAUUGCUAAAAGGAACAGCAUUUUGUCAUGAAAAUCGUGUUCUUCAUCGUGAUCUUAAACCGCAAAAUUUAUUGAUUAACAGAAGAGGAGAGUUGAAAUUGGCCGAUUUCGGUCUAGCGCGUGCAUUCGGUAUCCCGGUCAACACUUUCUCCAACGAAGUUGUCACACUUUGGUAUCGUGCUCCGGAUGUGCUAUUGGGAAGUCGUACAUACAGCACAAGUAUUGACGUUUGGAGUGCAGGAUGCAUUAUGGCAGAAAUGAUUAGUGGUGUUCCACUUUUCCGUGGACGUGAUAAUAACGAUCAAUUGAAUCAAAUCUUACGAGUGUUGGGAACGCCUGACGAAGGAACGAUUGAACGAUUACGAAAAGAUUCUCCCGAAAUACAGCCAAGACCGUUCCCAAGAAUGCCAAAAGUUCCUUUCUCUCAUUUGUUCCCAAAAGCACACCCUUUGGCAAUCGAUCUUUUAGAGAAGCUCUUGAAGUUUGAUCCUGCACAACGAAUCAGCGCAGAUGAAGCACUUCGUCAUCCUUACUUUACCACAAGUCAUGCACUACAGCCAACAUCGGGUGCGAAUGCAAAUCAAGCACAAGCGGUACGUGUUGCUUAAAAAGACAAACAAACAAGAUUAAAAUGUCUCAUUAACGAUGAUUUCCUCUUUUCAGGAUCCAAACAAUUACGGCGGUUUCAAGUGAAUAUCCACAUGACCUUUCUAGCAGCUUUUUCUUUUCCAUGUACUGACUUCAAUCUCUGAUUUUGUACGACGUGUCUUGCUUUGGUUUCUAAUA
Meira miltonrushii is the source of this 1134-nucleotide messenger RNA. Its product is annotated as Pkinase-domain-containing protein. Lineage: Eukaryota; Fungi; Basidiomycota; Exobasidiomycetes; Exobasidiales; Brachybasidiaceae. The transcript has 2 exons. The record is from RefSeq and is a predicted model, not a curated record. Gene Ontology annotation, biological process: protein phosphorylation. Bases 24 to 956 code for a protein of 310 amino acids. Gene Ontology annotation, molecular function: cyclin-dependent protein serine/threonine kinase activity; ATP binding. Gene Ontology annotation, cellular component: nucleus; cytoplasm.